Molecule: messenger RNA, 5074 nt
Organism: Megalops cyprinoides (Indo-Pacific tarpon)
Lineage: Eukaryota; Metazoa; Chordata; Actinopteri; Elopiformes; Megalopidae
Product: NACHT, LRR and PYD domains-containing protein 12-like
Exons: 14
Coding region: 733-4401 (1222 amino acids)
Molecular function (GO): protein binding
Source: RefSeq, a predicted model, not a curated record
UGUUUUGAUUAGACAAUUAAUCGACAUCAGAAAUGAAGUAUAAGAUUCAAAGAAUCAUACAUAGAGACACAAUAACUAAAAGACAACCAAAAAAAGAAGUUUAAAUAUGGAUCAUUCACUUUGUAAAGUAAAAACAAAUGCGUCAUCCUUAAAAAUGAAACUGAAACUUAACGCCAUGUUUUACUGUCUUUUUUCUCUAAACGCCAUAUUCGAUUUUACGAAUCAGGAGGAAGAUUACGGAGAAAGAAGAAAGUGUCGAAUUAAAUAACGCAGUGAGUACGCAGGGCGAUAGGAAGAGGAGCGAAUGUGGAAGGGAGCGUGGAGUUCGGAGUGGGGAUGCCAGGCUGUAAUCUAAACAUUUUGAAGUGGACGUUUUGUAAAAUGGCGGAUUAUAACUAAACAGGACUUGGCCCUUAGCACAUAUUACGAAUCCGAGGCCGUCUGAAAAUAUCUUUCAGUUUAAACCAUUUUACUAACUGCAAUUCGAAAAAGUUGAUCGGCCUUUUAUGGUGUGUGUAGCCUACAUGUAGCCUAUAUAUUUAUGGCUCCUAAAAUGCGAUACAUGCGAACGGACCAGGCACACCCAAAAUACUCGGACAAUGCCUCUCACACUUUGAUGACAGUUGCCGUUCAGAGUGUGACAUCAGGCUACAGUAGUAGAUGAACCAACUGUGAAGUUCACAGAACAACAUACAACAGCAAGACUCGUGACGAAGUGGUGCUGUCUUUAAAAUGAGUGUCUCCCGGAAGCGCAAAAGGAGGAACACAGACUCUGAAAUGAGUCUCCCUGGGGAGCCUGAGGCUGACGCUGAAACUGACAGCCGUUGUAGCAAGAGGAUCCAACUGCAGAGAAAAGGGUCACCUACACCCAGCUACCUGUCAGUGAAGAGUAACAGAUCAAUGGAUCUUCCUAUUAAAUUAGGUGGUGAGGUCAUAAAAGACCCAAGCAUCCAGCAGGAGAGAGCAGGGUCACCUACACCCAGCUGUGUGUCAAUGAAGAGUGACCGGUCAAUGGAUAUUCCUCUCAAAUUAAGAGGAGAUGUUACAGAUGUUCCCAGGGUCUGUUCUGAGAAGGGAGGACAGGCCAUGGAAUUUACAACAAAGUCACUUCGUCGCACACUGAAGAAGUUGGACAAGGAUUCGUUGGAACAGUUUAAGAAAUGUCUGAGUCAGGAUUGCCCAGAGUGCUUAGAGAGCCGGCUGGAGGACCAUGAGGUGCUGGAUGUUGUUGAGAAGAUGCUGGAGAGCUGUGGCACAGAGAGGGGUGUGAAGAUCACACUGCACAUCCUGAGAAACAUGAACCAGAAGGAUCUUGCUUACUCACUGGAGAACGACCACCAGAGGAAUGAAUCCAUAAUAAGAGCCCAAAACACGCUGAAAGCUAAUCUGAAGAAGAGGUUUGAAUGCAUAUUUGAAGGAUUAGCAAAGCAGGGCCAUGCAACCCUCCUCAAAGAGAUCUACACAGAGCUCUACAUCACAGAGGGGGGAAAUGGGGAAGUCAAUUACGAACAUGAAGUGAGACUGAUUGAGACAAUGUCCAAAAGACAUGCCACGCAAGAGACAAAAAUCCUCUGCAAUGACAUUUUUAAACUUUUACCUGGGCAAAGAAAGACGAUCAGAGCAGUGCUGACAAAAGGGAUCGCUGGCAUUGGAAAAACUGUCUCUGUGCAGAAGUUCAUUCUCGACUGGGCAGAAGGAACAGCCAAUCAAGAAGUUAAUUACCUAUUUACUCUUCCUUUUCGAGAUCUGAAUUUGAAAAAGGGGGGGAAAUUCAGUCUGAUGCAAUUACUCCAGCACUGCUCUCCAGACGUGAGAGAGAUUGAUGUUGAAAUUAAUGAAGUCAAAGUUGUACUCAUCCUUGAUGGUCUGGAUGAGUGUCGGCUUCAUCUUGAUUUCCAGAACAAUGAGAUGUGCUGUGAUGUAACACAGUCAACAUCAGUAGAGGUGCUCCUGACAAACCUCAUCAAGGGGAACCUGCUUCCUUCUGCUCUCCUUUGGAUCACCACCCGUCCAGCAACAGCCAGUCAGAUCCCUCUUGAGUAUAUCCACCGGGUGACAGAGGUACGGGGGUUCAAGGACACACAGAAAGAGGAGUACUUCAGGAAGAGAAUCACGGAUCAGAAUCUGGCCAGUAGAAUUAUCUCACACAUAAAGUCUUGCAAGAGUCUGUACAUCAUGUGUCACAUACCAGUCUUCUGUUGGAUUGCUUCUACUGUUCUGGAGAGAAUGCUGAGUGAAUCAGACAGUGGAGAAAUCCCCAAAACUCUGACUGAAAUGUACACACACUUCCUGCUCAUUCAGACUAAUGUGAAGAAUCAGAAGUAUCGUGAUACCAAUGAGACAAACCCAACGAAGAUUCCAGAGUCAGAUGCAGAAAUGAUCUUAAAACUGGGGAAGCUGGCUUUUCAACAGCUGCAAAAGGGCAAUCUGAUAUUCUAUGAGGAGGACUUGAGGGAUGCUGGCAUGGAUGUCAGUGAGGCCUCAGUGUACUCUGGGGUGUGCACAGAAAUCUUCAAAGAGGAUUCGGGGUUGUAUCAGGAGAAAGUCUACUGCUUUGUGCAUUUGAGCAUUCAGGAGUAUCUGGCUGCCUUGUUUGUGUUUCAUUUACAUGUACACUACAGCAGAAAUGUUCUAAGACCAGACAAAUUACGAGCACAGGGUCACAGACUCCAGCUGCCUGAGUUGCACAGGAGUGCAGUGGAUCAAGCCUUACAGAGUAAGAAUGGGCACCUGGAUCUUUUCCUUCGAUUCCUUCUUGGCCUCUCACUGGAUUCCAAUCAGGCUCUCUUAAGAGGAAUACUGACAAAGACAGUCAGCAGCUUACAGAGCAUUGAGGAAACAGUAGAGUACAUUAAAGAGAAAAUCAGAAAAGAAUCUUCAGCAGAGAGGACCAUCAAUCUGUUCCACUGUCUGAAUGAACUGCAUGACAACUCUCUAGUGGAGGAAAUCCAGACUUCCCUGAGAUCAGGAACACUUUCUGAUAAAAAGCUGGAACCAGACCAAUGUUCAGCUCUUGCCUUUCUGUUACUGAUGUCAGAGGAGGUUCUGGAUGUGUUUGACCUGAAGACAUACAAACCAUCAGCACCAGCUCAUCAAAGACUGGUACCAGUGGUCAAGUCAUGCAGGAAGGCCCUACUGGACAAUUGUAAUCUCACAGAGAAGUCAUGUGACAUUGUGGCCUCAGCUCUGCAGUCAGUCCCCUCACACCUGAUAGAGCUGGACCUCAGCUGCAAUAACCUUGGAGAUUCAGGAGUGGACACGCUCUGUGCUGGACUGAAGAGUCCAAACUGUAGACUACAAAAGCUGAAGCUGUCAGGCUGUCGAGUCACAGAGAAAGGCUGUGCUUCUCUGGCUUCAGCUCUGUGUUCAAACCCCUCAAACCUGAGGGAGCUGGAUCUUAGCUACAAUCACCCAGAGAAUGUAGGAGUAGGAGCUCUUGCAGCUGGACUGAAGGACCCCGGCUGUAAAUUGGAGACACUGCUUUUAAAAGAGUGUCAUCUCACAGAGGGCUGCUGUGAAGCUCUGGCCUCAGUACUGCGUAUGUCUCUCUCAGAGCUGAGAGAUCUGGAUCUCAGUGGCAAUGAUCUAAAAGAUUCAGGAGUGAGCUCGCUCUCUGGUGGAUUGGGUGACCCAGAAUGUAAACUGCAGAGACUUGGUCUGUCAGGAUGUCAAGUCACAGAAAGAGGCUGUGCUUCUCUGGCUUCAGCUCUGCGUUCAAACCUCUCCCACCUGAGAGAGCUGGAUCUGAGCUACAAUCACCCAGGAGAAUCAGGAGUGAGAGCGCUCUCUGCAGUGCUGGAGGACCCCACCUGCAAACUGGAGACACUGCAUGUAGACCAUGGAGGAGAGAGCAGGAUCCGACCGGAACCAAGAAAAUUUGCCUGUCAGCUCACACUGGAUCCUCACACAGCAAACAGAAAUUUGUUUCUGUCUGAAGGGGGCAGGACGGUGACAUGGGGAGAAGAGCAGCCAUAUCCUGAUCAUCCGGAGAGAUUUGACUACUGUCCCCAAGUGCUGUGCAGAGAGGGUCUUUCUGGGCAUGCUUAUUGGGAAGCUGAGUGGAGUGGGAAAUGGGUUGAUAUAGGAAUGACAUAUAAAGGAGUCAACAGGAAGGGAAAGGGUGGUAACAGUAAACUGGGGUGGAAUAGCAAAUCCUGGAGUCUGUAUUGUACUGAUGGCCAUUACACUGUAUGUCACAAUAAGAAAAAAAUAUACAUACGUGAGCCCCCCUCCCACAGAAUAGGAGUGUAUCUGGACUGGCCGGUCGGCACUCUGUCCUUCUACAGCGUCUCCUCUGAUAAGCUGACCCAUCUGCAUACGUUCCGCACCAAGUUCACCGAACCCCUCUAUCCUGGGUUUGGGUUGUGUGAUUCCUCAGUGUCCCUGUGUCAACCGGAGUAACGUCAUGUGUCCCCAGGAAAAUGCAAUGGGACAGUCACCUGAAGUCUGGGGAUAUUGUAUUAAAGCAUUCCUGAAGUGACAGUCACUUUGAAAUUCUCCAAAUGUGUAUCUAUUCAUUCAGCAAUCACACUCUGUUUCUCUCUCUCCCUUUCCCUGCUAAAUUACAGUUACAGGCAGAACAAUAAUCAUGUAUCAAAACAAUUUUAUUCAGUAUACACAGCCAUGCAGUCUAAGGGAUGUAAUUUUUUUCCAGUACAUUUGAAUAAUCACCCUCGAUGUAAUGCUUAUGUUAUGACUGAUGCAGUUUAUUCAGAAUUGAAGGACAAUGGGGAAAAUGAUUUGUGGAACGUUGUUUUUUUUAUGGAUGUUCCAUAUUAAUUUGACAAGCUGUAAUGACCUUGUCAAAUAUUAUCUUCAACCAUAGUUAAAUCACCUUUCUCAUAUCUGAACAUUUCAUGAACACUACCAUUAAUAUAUUACCCGUAUUGGUAUCUACUAAAUAGUGUCACUUUGUAAAGUAGUCUGUGAUCAUCCUUACACCCUGAUUAUAGGCAAGGUGUGUAGUACUUCGCCUUCAGUUUCUUCUCAGAAGCAGAAUAUAAAUAAGCUACCUGAUAAUGCAACUAUAUUGUGUUUUAAGUCAAUACAAUCAAUCAGUAAAAGUUCCGUGGGC